This is a messenger RNA of Fomitiporia mediterranea MF3/22, 511 nucleotides long. RefSeq lists its product as uncharacterized. NCBI's taxonomy places the organism in Eukaryota, Fungi, Basidiomycota, Agaricomycetes, Hymenochaetales, Hymenochaetaceae. The record is from RefSeq and is a predicted model, not a curated record. Bases 197 to 355 code for a protein of 52 amino acids. The transcript has 2 exons.
GCGCCCUCUACCCAUUGCGCUUUAUCUCGUUCUUCUUUAAGCGCCAAGCGCCCUAUAAGAGAGGCUCACCGCCCUCCGGCGUCCCAUCAGCACUUCCGCCUCGCCUCGCUCCCGCCUCUUACGCCCCCCUAGUCUAGUUAUCUCUACGCAUACCGACUCAAUCAAUCAGCCAUGUCCUCUCGCUCAGCUCGCACCUAUGACUGGCAGCGGCUCGCCUCGCCAGCGCCGUCAAGUACUUCAGGUUCCGGAUCCGGGCCUGGCUCCCAUCACAGCGCUGGAGACCAGUUUCACGGGCUAUACCCGAAUGCCCCGCACCUUAGGCCCAUUGCUCUACCUGAGACAGGUAGUCCAAUGAUAGGCUUUACGAGCCCGGGAUCGUCGUCAUCUUCGCGGUCUCGCCAUGUGUCCCUUCCCCCUGAAGGAACUGGUCUUGGAAUAUAUGGCUUAACUUCAUCCCUGACCUCACCUGAGAGCAUACAGUCCAACGGUCAUAUGGCCGCACCCACCGUCC